Bufo bufo (common toad) is the source of this 1230-nucleotide messenger RNA. RefSeq names its product olfactory receptor 1468-like. Gene Ontology annotation, molecular function: G protein-coupled receptor activity; olfactory receptor activity. Gene Ontology annotation, cellular component: membrane. The record is from RefSeq and is a predicted model, not a curated record. The transcript is spliced from 3 exons. Lineage: Eukaryota; Metazoa; Chordata; Amphibia; Anura; Bufonidae. Bases 1 to 1230 code for a protein of 409 amino acids. Gene Ontology annotation, biological process: G protein-coupled receptor signaling pathway.
AUGCUUCACUCCGCCAACCAGGAGGCAACUGGAACCGGAACGGCAGAAGCGAGCAAGGAGGGGAGCAAGGACACAAUCCAGUCGUCUUUCAAUCCGGUUAGUCCCAGCGAGGUGAGUCCCAGGGAUGAGGCAGGGGAGACAGGAGACAAGGAAAUCAGGUGGACCAGCGAGGAGAAUCAGACAAAUCUGACUGUGGUCACAGAGUUUCUCCUCUUAGGAUUUCAAGGCAACCAAUUUUUGAGAAAUCUUCUAUUUCUUCUAUUCCUUGUUGUUUUUAUUGCCACAAUAUGUGGGAACCUCCUGAUCAUCAUCCUGGUGUCCACCACCAAGAACCUCCACACCCCAAUGUACUUCUUCAUCUCACAACUGUCCAUCAGUGACAUCUUAUUAUCCACAAAUAUUGUCCCCAACCUGCUCCACAUCCUACUUAAUAAUGGAGGAACCGUCAGUUUUAUUGGUUGUAUGACUCAGUUUUAUUUUUUUGAUUGCACUGAAGGACUAGAGUGUUUUCUUCUCGCCGUGAUGUCUUAUGACAGAUAUGUGGCCAUCUGUAAUCCCCUCCGUUACUCCUCUGUCAUGACGAAUAGAUUUUGUGUUACAUCAAUCAUUAUUAGUUGGUUGAUGGGUAAUGUUAUUUCAUUCAUUGUUACGAUAACAUCAUCAAAACUAAACUUUUGUGGGUCAAAUAUCAUCAACCAUUUUUUCUGUGAACUUAUCCCCUUAAUAGACCUGUCCUGUUCUGACACCUUCUCUGUUCACUUGGAGAUUUUUGUUUUGGGAGUUCCAUCUAUAAUGGUCCCAACUUCAAUCAUUGUAAUGUCUUAUACUCACAUUGUGAUAUCAGUCUUAAGGAUCCCAUCCAGUACUGGUAGACAGAAAGCCUUCUCCACCUGUAGCUCCCACCUCAUUGUGGUCUCCAUUUUUUACUGGACUAUGUUUAGUGUUUAUGUUUUCCCUAAGAGAGAAGAAACUUGGGUCAGUAGUAAAAUCCUCUCUCUGCUGUAUACUGUAUUUACUCCAUUUAUUAACCCCAUUAUAUACAGUCUGAGGAAUAAAGACAUUAAGAAAGUCAUACAGGAAACAUUACAUAAACACAUUGUCACGACUAUGACUGAUCCAGACAGGCGGCGCAUGCGUGUGCGGGAUGACAUCAUCUUGAGGUGCGGUGACAGGCUGCAGGCUAACCUGGAAGAGCUGUGCGCCCUAACCUCAGACCGCGGCAUGGAGUAG